UUUAUUUACACCUGCUAGCCUGUAGCCUCCCCCGAAAAGCCUUUCCGGUCAUCGGCCUUUUUAAACAAUGGGCAGCUCAAGCACAUGUCACAGAGACAUGAACGUCAGACUUCACGACUGUGCUCCACGUAUACGAUAGGACUCGCCUACUUUCUGCGUUACAUUUUCUCGUAUUUGUUGAUCUCCAGUUAGAAUUCUGACAACUUCCAUUGCAGUUGAUUUUUUAAAGGUGAUACGAGAACAACUAACAAAGAAAAUGGCCACAAACAUUGCUGAAAUUCCAAUUCAUAAAAUCUGCUGUAUUGGGGCCGGAUAUGUGGGGGGUCCCACAUGCAGUGUUCUGGCUCUCAAGUGCCCUGAUAUUCAAGUAACUGUGGUUGACAGGAGUGAACUGCGUAUUAACCAGUGGAACUCAGACAAGCUUCCAAUCUAUGAGCCAGGCCUAGAAGAAAUUGUGAAACAAUGUAGAGGAAAGAAUUUAUUCUUUUCUACUGAUAUGGUCCCUGCAUUGAAGGAGGCUGAUUUGAUUUUCAUAUCUGUCAACACUCCAACUAAAACUUUUGGCUUGGGCAAGGGCCGUGCUGCUGAUUUGAAAUUUGUUGAAUCAUGCGCCAGACUGAUUGCCGAUGUGUGCGAGGGGAGCAAGAUCGUCGUCGAAAAGAGUACCGUUCCGGUAAGAUCUGCAGCUUCCAUCGUAAACAUUUUGAAAGCCAACACGAGACCCGGCGUUAGCUAUCAAGUGCUUUCCAAUCCGGAAUUUUUGGCUGAGGGUACUGCCGUCAAUGAUCUUACAAAGCCCGACCGAGUUCUAAUUGGUGGCGAGGAGAGUGAAGAAGGAAGAAAAGCUAUUGCUGCACUUUCGUGGGUGUACCAGCAUUGGGUUCCGGCGGAAAAAAUCAUCCACAUGAAUACUUGGUCAUCGGAACUAUCUAAACUAGCUGCCAACGCUUUCUUAGCUCAACGAAUUUCUAGUAUUAAUGCCAUAUCUGCCGUAUGCGAAGCAACAGGUGCCGACGUUAGUGAAGUGGCCAAGGCCAUCGGACUUGAUUCUCGUCUCGGUCCCAAAUUCCUCCAGGCGUCAGUCGGAUGGGGUGGUAGCUGCUUCCAGAAGGACAUUCUCAAUUUGGUUUACAUUAGCGAAUCACUCAACUUAACGAGCGUAGCUGCUUAUUGGCAACAAGUUAUCGAUAUGAAUGAGUAUCAAAAAUCGCGCUUUGGAGAGCGCAUCGUACAAUCCAUGUUCAACACUAUCACCGAUAAGCAUAUAGCGAUUUUAGGAUUUGCCUUCAAAAAGAACACUGGUGACACUCGCGAGUCACCCGCCAUUCAUGUCGCAAAGCAUCUUCUUGAAGAAGGGGCUUUUCUUCAUAUCUUCGAUCCUAAAGUCGAAAAGGCUCAAAUACUACUGGAUCUAGAUCAAUUGGAUGAAGAAAGUAGUAUCAGUAUUCACACGGACCCCUAUGAAGCUGCCAAGGGCACCCACGCGCUUGUAGUCUGCACGGAAUGGGACCAAUUUAUUACUUACGAUUAUCAACGAAUGUACGACUCGAUGCUGAAACCAGCUUUUGUUUUCGACGGGCGUAAAACUCUUGAUCAUGCUGCGUUAACCAAAAUCGGUUUCCAUGUCGAGACCAUUGGGAAACGCCAUGGGCAGAGCUCCCAGGACCACAACUGGACCGGAACGAAUGGCAUUUAAGAAGAAAGCGAAAGUAUUAUUCCGAAAUUUGGUGCAAUCUUAACUCUUUAACAACCCAGUGUUUUUCGAUAUUAUGGUAUCUUCUACAAUUAUUGUGAUUUUCUACUACUUAUUGGAAAUCACCAGAGGCUACUUUCUUCUCUGUCGCUUAAGAGAUUAGUUUCUCACAUAUAUUUUAUGAGAAACGA
Messenger RNA from Daphnia carinata, 1884 nucleotides. RefSeq names its product UDP-glucose 6-dehydrogenase-like (gene sgl). Gene Ontology annotation, biological process: glycosaminoglycan biosynthetic process. The record is from RefSeq and is a predicted model, not a curated record. The transcript is spliced from 8 exons. Gene Ontology annotation, cellular component: cytosol; nucleus. Gene Ontology annotation, molecular function: UDP-glucose 6-dehydrogenase activity; NAD binding. NCBI's taxonomy places the organism in Eukaryota, Metazoa, Arthropoda, Branchiopoda, Diplostraca, Daphniidae. The coding region runs from base 257 to 1696 and encodes 479 amino acids.